AUGAGCAAAGAUACAGAAUAUCUUCUCGACGAUGAUGAUUCGUUUAGUCGAUUAUCAAUAGAACCUCUGUAUCAUAAUGUAACUUGUUUACUUGAUUUAUCAGAUAAAAUUUUACUUCGUAUUUGCCGUUAUAUGUCACCAGCUUAUGUUUUAUAUUCAUUUUAUACACCUGAAAUGCCUAAUAUGCGUCUUCAUCGUCUAAUUGUUAAUUAUUAUACAAAGAUAAAACUUGGUCAAAUGACAUACAAUGAAUAUAAAUAUUUAAUAAGUUUAUUCUCUUGUUCAAAUUAUCCUCUUCGACCUGAAUCAUUGAUAUUGAGUAAUGAACAUGUGACUUGUGUAACUCAACGGUAUUUUAAUUAUAUGUAUACAGAUGUAAUUCGAUCGGUAUUUGUCAAUUUAAAAUACCUUACAUUAAUCGAUUGUUCAUCAUUUGAUCUUGAUGAUAUUGUUGCACUAUAUAUGAAUGAUUUAAUACAGCUUGAAUAUCUUCAUAUUACCGUUCGUAAGCUUGCUGAACAUAAUAUUAUAGUUUGUCUAGAACCAUGGGAUACAUCGAUUGGCCGUUUAUUAUUCGAUGGAUUACUAUCUACUGUGCAUACAGUUAACAUUGAAUUACCUAAUGGACUUUUAUUACACAAAUUAUUAAGACCUCAUCAAACUCUUCGUCAUGUUCAGAUUGUUUUACAAACAAUCGAUGAUUUAUAUAUAUUACUCAGUGGACUGGUACCAAAUGUUGAAACAAUGUCUGUUGAAUUGCGUCAAGCACGAUUACUCACUUGUCUUCGUCCUCAAUGCACAUCAUCAUGUCCGCGAUUAACUGAAUUUACUCUAUUGGAACCUCGUAUUGGAUUAAUUAUUGAUGAUAUUAAAUGUAUUUUUGGUUAUAUGCCUGCUCUUCAUAAAUUAACGUUAAGUAUUCGUGAUACACCUGAUCCAAUAUUUUGUCAUGGUCCUAAAUUUGAAUCAAUAUUAAAUGAAUAUUUUCCAUAUCUUUGUCAAUUUGAUUAUACAAUGACACAUAGAAUUAUGACUAAAACAUUUAUUAAAGAUUUUAUUCAAUGGCCAAUGAAUGUUGUUUUUUAUGCAAAUGAAAGCUCUCAAUGGGUACAUAUUUUUUCAGUACCAUGGCCAUCAAAUAAAAAUGAUAAACGACGAUUACCUAUUAUUAAUAGUGGAUGUAAUACAUCAGUUUUACCAAGUGUUAAACGAGAUGAACAUAUGGAUCAUGUUAAGAUUACAAUGAAAAAUGAUUUAUAUCAAUUAAAAACACGAUUUUAUCGAGCUUAUCAACUUACAACUUGUUUAACAAUUGAUAUAGUAUUACCGCAACGAAUUUCAAAGUUAAUUCUUACUGAACAAACACCUAUUGGUUUGAUGAAUUCAAUAGUUCAACCUAAUAUUCGUCAUCUUAUUGUUCAACGUCGUUUGAUUGAUGAAAAAGAAAUUUCUAUUCUUGCUCAUCAAUUUCCUAAUGUUAAAUAUUUACAAUUAUUAUUUCCAUUGGAUAGAACAUUAUUUGUUCGUUGUUUUCAAACUUUAUUUAGUGAUUAUGGUACUAUCUAUUAUAAGAGAUCUCGUUAUUGGUGUUAUUUGGUUAAUUUUUGUACAACAUUUGAUGUUAUACAAUUAAAUCAAAUCAUAAACGAUAGUGAUCUUCAUCGUUGGCUUAUUGAAAAUACUGAUUUAAAACUUGUUAUUCAUUAA
Rotaria sordida is the source of this 1707-nucleotide messenger RNA. The record is from the annotation of a GenBank genome assembly. NCBI's taxonomy places the organism in Eukaryota, Metazoa, Rotifera, Eurotatoria, Philodinida, Philodinidae.